Messenger RNA from Penicillium taxi, 1215 nucleotides. Its product is annotated as tyrosinase family protein. The transcript is spliced from 3 exons. The record is from RefSeq and is a predicted model, not a curated record. Bases 1 to 1215 code for a protein of 404 amino acids. Gene Ontology annotation, molecular function: oxidoreductase activity. Lineage: Eukaryota; Fungi; Ascomycota; Eurotiomycetes; Eurotiales; Aspergillaceae.
AUGUUGUUCUCUCCAAUCUUUGCUCUGGUAGCUUUGGCCCUACAGGUCAGAGCACUGUCUAUACCAUCGAGCUCGUCUUCUCUACCCUCAUCUUCUAUACCAGUGCUUGCGUCUUCUUCAACAGCUGUAGCAGAGGCUCAACUUGCAAUAUUGGCCAAGACUGCACUUGAAAAUGCCAAGAAGAAUAUUCAAAAUGACAAUUGUACACCAAAAAAAAUGCGUGUUCGUCGCGACUGGAGGGCGUUCUCUUCUUUACAAAAGAAGGCCUAUAUCAAGUCAGUUCUUUGUCUCCAAAGCUUGCCUUCACGGACUCCGUCAAUACUAGUACCGGGAGCCAGAACUCGAUAUGACGAUUUCGUCGCUACUCAUAUCAAUCAAACUUUACAUAUCCAUUUCACGGGAACAUUUUUGGGAUGGCAUCGGUGGUUUAUUUACAACUUUGAGUCAGCCUUGCACGAUGAAUGUGGCUAUACUGGCGAUUAUCCGUAUUGGACUUGGGCCGCCGAUGCUGGAUCAAUGGAGAAAUCCCAAGUCUUUGAUGGAAGCGACACCUCCAUGUCUGGGAACGGGGCAUACGUUGCCAACAGAUCCGACGUGAUAUUAUCACUAGGAGCAAAUGCACCAAUUUAUCUCCCGCCUGGAAGUGGAGGAGGUUGUGUGACCAGUGGUCCAUUCAAAGACUAUAAAGUCAACUUGGGCCCAGAAGCACUCGCGCUUCCUGGAAACCUAACUGCCACCUCAGUAAACCCGUUCGACUAUAACCCCCGCUGCCUGAAAAGGGAUCUGACUACGAAGAUCCUGCAGAAAUGGGGAAAUUAUACGUCAAUUGUCGACCUAAUCCUUGCCAAUAAUGACAUUUGGGACUUUGAGAUGGUUAUGCAGGGUGUUCCUGGUAGCGGAAGCAUUGGUGUUCAUGGUGCCGGCCACUACUCUAUGGGUGGUGACCCUGCCCGAGAUGUCUAUGUCAGUCCUGGUGAUCCAGCAUUCUGGCAUCAUCACGGUAUGAUUGAUCGUACGUGGUGGAUAUGGCAAAACUUGGAUUUGAAGAAUCGUCAGAAUGCCAUCUCUGGUACUGGUACUUUUUUGAAUUCGCCGGUAUCUCCCAACACGACUCUUGAUACUGUCAUCGAUAUAGGAUACUCCAAUGGGGGGCCCAUUGCUAUGCGUGAUCUGAUGAGCACUACCGGGGGGCCAUUCUGCUAUGUGUAUGUGUAA